GUGUGAAUCACUCUACAGCAAGGUGCUAUGGAGGGAGGCUGCUCGUACUGAGUAGAGUGUACAGCCGGACAUACUACAUGCUGUAGACGUUAGCUUGCUACCCUAAUCCCUAGCCGCCAGUGUGGAUUGGAGUUUUCUAACAUACUGGAUAUAGGAUUGAUAUAUCAUUGGAGUGAAUUGUGAAUUUUUUUACUUACGGCUCAUUCACGGACGUAUGUCAUUGACUCUGCCUACACAGUGGACUACACAGUUGCAGACCUUCGUAUUUUAUUGGACUAACUGGAUUUUUUUUCACGGAAAGGGCGUCGGUGUUCAGUGUACUAAUGCUAAUUUUUUGGACAGUAAGUUGACCGGCUAUUUGGAAUAGGGCCCAGUUCUCAGGGGAGACACGCCCACACUUUCCCGCCUUUUGUGCUGUACUUUCAGGAAGGAAAAGGUACAAUGUCUAAAGCUUUGUGUGCUACUGUAUUGCUAGCCGCAGUGCUAGCAUUGGUUGAUCAAACAGUUUCUCAGGCUACUACCCCAAUUGUGGCUACAACUGGUCAUGUUGACAAUGAUACUCAGAAGGAAGAAUGUACAAGAGUUGCCAAACCAUGUGUCAAUGGCUUGCUUCUCCCAGCGUGGAAACCCAUCGGGAAUCUCAGUGCAGGGGAUAAAGCUGCUAGGGCGAUCGUCUAUAUGGCUGGCAUGGUCUUCAUGUUCCUUGGGGUGUCCAUUAUCGCAGACCGGUUCAUGGCAGCUAUUGAAGUCAUCACUUCAAAAGAAAAGGAAAUCACAGUAAAAAAACCAAAUGGUGAAACCACUACAGUCCAUGUCAGAAUCUGGAAUGAAACCGUCUCUAAUUUGACUCUGAUGGCUCUUGGCUCGUCUGCCCCUGAAAUUCUGCUCUCGGUUAUUGAGAUAUGUGGCAAUAAAUUUGAAGCUGGUGACCUAGGUCCAAGUACCAUUGUUGGAAGCGCCGCUUUUAACCUGUUUGUCAUCAUUGCCAUUUGUGUGCAUGUGAUCCCUGACGGAGAGGUGCGGCGUAUCAAACAUUUGCGCGUGUUCUUCAUCACUGCAUCAUGGAGUAUCUUUGCCUAUCUCUGGCUCUAUCUCAUCAUUGCUGUCUCCUCCAAGGGUGUUGUGGAAAUCUGGGAAGCACUCUUAACAUUCUUGUUUUUCCCGGCCACAGUCAUCACUGCAUAUAUUGCAGACAGGAAGAUCUUCUUCCACAAUUUCCUCUCAAAGAAGUACCGUGCAAGUCGCUCCAAAAAGGUUGUGGUCACAUCUGAGGGAGAUGUGGAGAUGGACGGGAAGGCUAACCAUUAUGGAGAUGAGGUGGAGUUCAAGGGUGCUGACGGAGGAGGAGAUGCCGAAAUGCAGGAGUUUGAAAAGCAUCGUAAAGAAUACAUCGAUAUCCUCCGCGAACUAAGGAAGAAACAUCCCAACAUCGACAUGAAGACCUUAGAGGAGAUGGCCGAAUAUGAAGUCAUGAACAGAGGUCCUAAGAGCAGAGCAUUCUACCGAAUCCAAGCAACGCGUAAACUGACUGGUGGUGGGAACGUUAUCAAGAAGUCAAAGAUUGAGAGACGUAACAGCGAACAAGACGUCAAAGUCGACCUUGUGGAUGAUGACAUCCAGAGAAUAUUUUUUGACCCUGGCCACUACACUGUCAUGGAGAAUGUUGGUACAUUCCAUCUCACCGUGACUCGUUCUGGAGGGGAUACGAACAACACCAUCUACGUUGACUACAAAACAGAGGAUGGAAGUGCAAAUCAUGGUUCUGAUUAUGAAUAUGCGGAAGGAACAUUAAUCUUCAUGCCUGGAGAAAUGCAUAAGCAGUUCCCUGUCUCUGUCAUUGACGAUGAUAUUUUUGAAGAAGAUGAACAUUUCUAUGUGCGGUUGAGCAACAUUCGUGUCGGUGAUCCCAAUGGCCUGUUUACCAAUGACAGUGAAGUCAAGGUCCAAUUGGCUAACCCAUCACUGGCGACGGUCAUGAUUCUCGAUGAUGAUCACGCUGGAAUAUUCCACUUCGAACAAAAAGCAACCGAGGUUGUAGAAUCCAUUGGAGAUGCCGAGAUCAAGGUUGUCCGUUCAUCAGGUGCACGUGGUCGCGUGGCGGUCCCUUACCACACCCGUGAUGGCACUGCUGUUGGUGGAAAGGACUUCGAGAUAACAACUGGUGAAGUGAUCUUUGAGAACGAUGAAACUGAACAAAUUAUUAAGAUCCGUAUCAUAGAUGAUGAAGAAUACGAAAAGAAGGAGACAUUUUCGAUUGAACUUGGGGAUCCACGCCUGGUCAGGAGAGGAUCAAUCACCGGUGAAAAUCUCUUUUGCGGAACUGUUGACUCUGGAUCUGGUGGUGAAGGUGAUACAGAGAAGGGAUGGCUGAGCAAAAAGGAUGAGGAUGAAGACUCUGGCGCCCACGACGUCCACGCCAAGGUUAAUUCCGGCGAGCCUCUCACCGAAGAAGAGCGAUUAGCAGAGCUCGGCAAGCCAAUUCUUGGCGACACAACCCGUAUAGAAGUGGCCAUCAGAGAGAGCAUGGAGUUCAAGAGUACUGUGGAUAAAUUAUUGAAGAAGGCCAACUUGUCCCUUGUGGUGGGCACGUCAUCUUGGAGAGAACAGUUUGUUGAGGCCAUCUCCGUCAGUGCAGGUAGUGAUGAUGAUGAAGAUGAAGAUGAAGAAAAGCUACCAUCCUGCAUGGACUAUGUCAUGCACUUCCUUACCAUCUUCUGGAAGGUGCUCUUUGCUUGUGUCCCACCCACAGAUUACUGGAGUGGCUGGGCCUGUUUUGUCGUUUCCAUUUCGAUGAUUGGUUUGCUGACAGCCGUUAUCGGAGACUUGGCAUCAAGCUUCGGUUGCACAGUAGGCAUGAAGGACUCCGUGACAGCUAUCACAUUUGUGGCCUUAGGAACUAGUGUACCAGAUACAUUCGCCAGUAAAGUGGCCGCAGUGGGUGACGCAUAUGCUGACUCGUCGAUUGGUAAUGUGACGGGAAGUAACGCGGUCAACGUUUUUCUGGGCAUCGGAGUAGCAUGGCUGAUUGCAGCAGUGUAUCAUGCCAUUGAUGGCACACCUUUCAAUGUUCCACCUGGUUCUCUCGGCUUCUCUGUAACUGUUUAUGUCAUUUCUGCCGUUGUUGCAAUAACACUAAUGAUGAUAAGAAGGCAUAAGUGUAUUGGUGGAGAAUUAGGCGGGCCAAAGUUGAUGAAGAUAUUUACUGUCAUAUUUUUGUUCGGGUUAUGGGUUUUGUACGUGGUAAUAUCUAGUCUGGAGACUUACUGUUGGAUCAAAGGGUUCUAAAGCAUUAAAGUGGUUAACAUAAGCUUGGCUACUGCCUGCCUGUAAUUUGUGCAAUGUUUUGCCAAUGCACGUGCAUGCACGGAUCCUCACAUAUGGAUUGCGUACUAUUAUUGAAAGAUACUGAAGAGUUGGAGAAAACGUUUCGCAUCUUAAGGAAUCAAACCUCUCUGAUCGAUUUUCUCUUCAAAGUGUUGGAAUAGUAUGCCACACAUGUCCGAAUCACAGAAUUUAAAAAAUAUUUAUCGAAAUGCCAUAGGCACAUGCGUAUAUUUAUAAUAACUUCAAUAUUUUAAACACAUUUUCCUCAAGUGUUUGUAAAGCAGUUUUCUUUCUAACUUAUUUUACAUGGUUGGCAACUAUAGCUUAGAGUGAUAAAAUUGGACUUACUGUUGCUCCAAUGGAAACUGGCUCCGACUAGUUAUGAUUCUGAUAUAUCACGUAGGGUUGGGUAAAGAGACAUGGCGGUGUCAUAUUUCAAAUAUUUAAAAAAGGAAUAAAUCAGUAAUUGACAAUUCCUUUUCGAAAUAUUUGAAAAAUAAUAUAUCAAUAUAUGUUAGUACAAUACGAUUCACGGUUUUUACCCGCAAUAUUCUUUUUUUUCAUUAUUAACAAGUUAUUGUACCAUAUUCAGAGAUACAACAUCUCAUUUAUCAAUCUUAGAGAACUUCUUCUUUCUUCUAUCACACGUAUUGCAUCAUGGACGGUGGAUAUUGGUAUCAAGGUUCUCCCUCAACCCAUUUAUGAGUGGCUCUUACUCUGUCUUUCAAACCUUCAUUUCUUCUUUUCAUUUCAUUACUUUCAUUUCUUCAUUUCAAAACAAAACAGCAUGCUAUUCAAAGUGGGACGUGGAAUUCAAAACUAUUAUCAUUAUGUAGGGUGUGGUCGAGAACUUGAAGCUCAGGGUCCACAAGAUGUGCCUUUGCCUACCUCCUGAGUCAGCAAGUUCUAGUGUUUUAAUGGGCCUUUAAGAAACUAAAAUUGAACGCUGACUAAUCCUCUCGAUCAAAGGAAAAUCAAACAUAGGGAGGUCCUUCAAGAAUGUCAAUACAUCGUUGAUAGAUUAAGAUUCAAUAUUGCAAAACGAAUAUCCUCAAUCUUGGGGAAAAUUGGGAACCAAGAUAGACAUUAUGGCCGAUUAUUUAUUUGCAGAAUUUUAUUUCUUUUAAAGUAACCAAUAAGUCUGUAUAUAUGUUGAUCAACUUCACCAUGUUGUGAUGUAGAAUGUAGAUAUAUUUAUUUCAAAUCUUAAAUACAAUGUUGCACGUUAUUUAUCACUUUAACUAUCCGCGACUAUCUAACCAUCUAAGAACUCCAGCAUGUCCUGUUGGUCAGAAAAUUAUAAGUGCUCUCUCAAUUUUUUGACGGACUAUAUCAAGGCACUGCAAUCUUGUAAGUUUUAUCAGUUUGUCAGUUUCCGUUGACAGUUUUAAACUUGGAAUAUAUGAGAUUUUGUUAAAACUGAAAGUGAAAAACAAAAAAACGUCCUUUGAUAUCCUCGAAAAGAACAUUUCUUAUUUAUUUUCUUAGCACAUCUCCAUCGAAUUUAUCUCUAAAGGGCAAUAUAAACUAUUCAGUGUUACAGUGUUCGCAGGCUGUUCGAAAAUGUCCUCCAACCAAAUAGAUUGCAGCUGAGGGUUUAUUUAUGCUUAGGUUUGAUUAUGAUGGAUGAUGACAAACUGUCAUAUACUUUUAAUAGCACGUUCAGAAACAAACGUUUGUUUAUAUUGCUGGUUAGUGAAGAGUAUUUCUUGGGGGCAUUCAUUAAAAAUACUUUGGAAAUAACAAUAAGAAGCAAUCUGGUUGAUGGGAAAAUGUUUUGGUACACCCUGUGAAUGUAAUAAAGAAUACAAUCGAGUUACAUAGUUAUGGAUACUCUCCACCCUGGCACCAUAGCAAGGUCUUUAUUGAGAGAAUAUUUUUAUCUUAUUAUUGCGAAAAUUGUACAUGUUUUGAUGACUUGUUGCAUUUAUUCUGUUAUUCUUUUGGUUUUAAACUCUGGUUUAUUCAUCAGGGCGUUGUGGGAGAAGGGUGGAUCAGAAAGACUCAUUGUUUCUGCAUAAUACUUCGGGAGAUGGCUUUGCUCAAGAACAGCAUUUAACUUCUAUGUCUCCUUAAUUUAGUUAGACAUGUUUAAAAUGACAUUAUCCCUUCAUUCUGGUUGUGACUUCGUCCUUUAAGGACAGUUUAGGGGUUGAAUGGAAAUUAUUAUUAAAACACCACAGAAUCACCGUUCGUGCAAUACAGCAAUGAUCAGAAUGAUUCUUUUAUUUCUUUUCUUUAAACAAUCAUCAUUUCAGCUAGGCCUGUUGUUGAAGAAACGGGUAGUAGUUUAAUAAAUUUUCACAGACCGCAAAAAACGCUUUUGUGAAACAUUUGUAUGAGGAGGAUAAGGGCCCUUUAAAUGUGCCAGUACUUUUAGCAAAAGUAGCCUGCCCACUUUCGACUCGUGGCUGUGAAUAAAACCACCAACUGCUAAGGAAUGUAUACAUGAUUUUGAAUCAGAUCAGAUUUAGCCAAAUCUUUCUCAUCCCAUGAUGGAUGGACCAGAGUAAAAUCGGCUCAUUUUCUUUUUUUAUAUGUUGAACCUUUCUUGUUUUCUCAAAUGAAGAUGUACAUAGUGUACAAUUAAUAUAAUGUUUGUUGAAGUAAUUGUUAAUUUUAUUGCUCGCAUAAGGAAACCACUCCCCUAAUGCUUGACACAGAGAACACCACAGCUGAAUAGUAUUUGCGCCGAAAGACCAUGACCUUUAGCAUCCCUUUCGUGGUAUUUUCCUGAGGCAGUACUCGUUCUGUCGUGACCUUUGUUCAGGUCAAGGUUAUGAAGGGUCGUCUGCCCAAGUCCAUGUAAUAUCUGCCGACUCGUAGGUGCAUAGCCAGAGCGGGUGAUUGGAUGUGCGGAUGUGGGGGAAAUCGUGUUGUAUUUCUGGCAAACGGUCCCACCCCUUGGUCUGGAGAUCCUAUGUACGCCUAAGCACAAAAAGUCUAUACCUCAGUCAACUUGAAAUAAAACAUUAAAGCAAUGUUAAAACAAAGUCAAGGCCAUUGUAGAUGAUGCAGAAUCUUGACAAUAUGUCUUACCAUCUCUUGUCUCGCCUUUACCUAUUGUUAGUGUCUUUGCGGCUAAGGGCUAUGGCAUAUAGGGGACGUGGUUUGCUUAGCAUUGUACUUCAUGUAUAUAGCUCCUUUUAUACCAUUUAGAUGCCAUCGGACAACAUUUUCACUAUAGGUAGUUAGUUAGGAUGUAGGAUUGGGGAAAAUAGAAAUCUAUAGUUUCAUUUGGCUGGAGGGAGGACGACAGUUCUAUUUGGAAUAAAAGAUUCAUGGCUUAAAACCGGCGGUAUUUUUUAAAUGUUCAUGAUAUUUCAUUCUGUUCGAUAUUUUGAUUUGAAAAUUUAUGCCUCCGGUUACACCAGUGAAUAAAUGGUUUUGCAAGUUCUAAAUGUUUAACUUGAAUUGUGAUUGUGCAAGGAAUGCGGGGUCAUGUCAUUCAAUUCAUUUGCCUGGAUACUUUGAUACUACCAAGUGAAUGGCUGAGUAAUGCAAGGACUGGUUGAUGUCUCGUGGCAGUAUAGCCUUGCUACAGGUAAAGUACAUAGUGUCUUACCGAGGCCAAAUGCCGAUGGGUUAGUGUAGACUUUAAACCUAUAGGCAGCUGGCACUGCGUACUCCUCUUCGAUGCUUGAACAUCUUAAAGGGACAACCUGGUUUGAUAAGGUGUUUGGUGGAUAAUACACCGCCAUAUGUACCGUGACGCUAUUUAUGCUGAUCUUUAACAAAUCAAUUUCGCUAGUUUUGACAUGACUUGCGAGUUGUUGGCAGGUCUACUGGUACAUCUAGUGCACUGGUUAUUGCAAAGUUUUCAGUGAUCCUGUUGGAGAAGUCUAGGUUCUGCUGAAAGCCGUUUUAUAAAAAACCAACGCCAUGCUUGUCCAUUUAAGACAAUCUUUAGGAGAUUUGGAAGAAAAAAAACCAUGAAGACGGCAUUCUCUUGUUUACAAAACUGCUGAACUAAAUGUUAAGUGUGAUAAUGAUUUUGGAAGUGUUUGUUGUUGAUAGAUAUUUAACCCUUUGAUGCAUAGUGUUAUCGUGGUUAUGAUAAGAAUAACCAAAACAAAUGUGGCCGCCAGCGUUGCUCCUUACACACACACAAGUAAGGUCUUGUCGCUGGAACCUUUUCGCGAGGUCUCUGGAAAUGAAAAUAGACAUCAAGGGACAGUGGCUUUCCCAAGACAACUCCUUCCUUAAAGGGUUAACUAGUAUUGUUAGUAUGAUUACCAUGGCAACCUCGGUCAGAUGGCAUGUAAAUACGUAGCAUAGUGUGAGGAACGCGUUUCUAACUCAAACGUCGGCAAUUACCUGAAAAAAAAUUAAUUCAUAAAGAAAUCAGGAUCUUUCGGGUAAUUUGUGUGACCUUUUCUUCUUUAUUUUGCUAAUUUUGCUAAUGCUUAAUACUUGUGCAUGAAACUUGCCACUGUGCGUAGUGGAGAAAGACACUUAGUUUCUAGCAAAACGUGCAUUUUAUGGUGAUUUCGACUAUUCAUGAUGCGUCAGAUUGUGGCUUCAGCGCCUCAUAUAAUAUAUACACACUCUUAGAAUUUAAGAUUUGAAAAACAAAAAACCUUGAUUGGUUAUUCUUGGCCACAACAAAUAUGCACCUCUCGCUGAGAGGUUUUCAGCGAAGUGAUUAACCCUAAGAGGUUGUUCACAAUCUCAAAAACCAUUUGGGUUUUUCAUUUUACCAAAGAACUCUAUACAUGCUUCCCGAAAUCAGUGGCUUGCAUUGGAACUAACUUUUUCCCCCUUGUCCGUCAUUAAAGGCAUUCAAGUGUGUUGGUCAACCAUGACUAUCUCCUUUGUCCCUCCACCAUAAGGCCUAGUUUCCCCUUAUGACAUCACUAUUUCGGACACUCAGCGCCCCAUUUCUGGAAAGGUGUAUAUUUUUUGUUAGCCGAAAACCUUGAAUGGUUAGUUUCAAAUGAUAAACCUUGAUUUCUAAAAGUGUAGGUGUACAUCAAAAGAAGACCACUUCAGUUCGUAUCAUCCUUGUGUCAUUCAUCACUAUGAUUGCCUUUAUCAUUCAAGCUGCAGUCAUCACUGCUUCACACAGCAUCAUGCUGUAUCUGCUGUAUAUUCAUCAUUUUAAUAAACUCUGUACAGUUAUUGUAAAGUUAGUGGCCACUAAAGUUAGUCUCCUCAUCCUUACCAGUUGACAUUGACCCUUUGUAUUCGGAUAUUUCAUAGGGUAGAUUGUAGCAAGAAUUGAUAAGUCUUAUUAAUUCUUGAUUGUAUUGUAGGUAGUCACUGAAUAAAAGCUGUAGAUAUUGUUCCUAGUGUGUUCUCCUUUAUAAAAUGAGAGGAAAACUUGAUCCCGUUACGGUUAUUUGAGAUCUGAGAUGUUGAAAAACGCCUAAGGAUUGUCAUGAACUCGAUUGAACUCAAAUUUGGUGUUAAACGUUUUAUUUAGAUUUAAGAGAAGUGUCGGUUAAGCCUCUUGGGUGAAACAGUUAUUCCCAUGUACAGAUUGCAACAAACCUAUAAGGUAUGCGGCGGUUGUUGACAGGGAAUGAAGUCCGGUUACCGUGGAAUAUGGGAUAAAAGGAUUCAUUUUCAAUCUAGACUUGUCAAUGGGGCAGUCGAUGGAUACCCGAGGUCAUGGUUCAAUGUCGUAGUUUGCACUCGAUUGAUGGAAAAUACGGUAUUACUAUUCAAUAUACGGGGAUGUGUCGAUGAAGAAGAAAUUGAGAGAAUUUGAAAGAAUUAAGAAUGGAAUUAAUCGCUAUAACGCCUUUAAUAUUUACCAUCUUCUGUAGAAUUUUGACAUUUAAAAGAACUCUGUUGACGCAAUUCUACAUGUGACAAAGCAUUAAGCAUAAGUCGAAUUUCCUCUUACAAAUGUUAUAUUCCAAGUGGUAGUUGGUUAUAUAAAGAAUGAAUAAAAAUUAGUCUCUAUUAAUUCUUGGCAUGUCAAUAUAUAUUAAUAAAUAAAUCAAAUCUAUGAUUGACCUAAUGUAGAAUAUAGAUGUCAAUAAUUCCUCUAAACCAUAAAACUUUCUCUCUUAUCCAAUGUAGUUGGCAGACCUUAGCUUUAAUAUAGUUAGAAGUGGGUCCAUGUCAACAUCCCUUCAAACUGCUUUUGAUAAAUCUCAAGUCUAAUUAUUGCAUUUGAUGUAUUUUUAUGAGCAUAUAGGCACCAGUGUAAGAAAAAUUCAUUUUCGAUUUGAAUGUGAAUGAUUUCUGGCUUGUUUUCAACGUUGCCACAAGCUGGUCACGCCCUUGUACAUUUCCUCUGUGUAUUUGUUGAUGUAUGUAUAUAAUAGUAGUAAGUAGUAAAUAGUAGUUAGUAGUAGUAGUAGUAUGAUAACGACACCUUAUCCCUCCCAGCAAAACUGAUUGAUAUAAACACAAGCACAAAUAUUAUCGAAAAGUAUUAACUUAUGUUUCAUUCAUAUUCAAGUGUCAAUAAUUCACCAAAUAAUCAGUUCAGACGAAAAGUUAUAAGCAUCCCAAUUCCUCUAAAGCUAAAAUCCUGGUAAUAGGGAUAUCUGCUUCAAAUAAGGGGUUAUCGUGACAGUCCGUUUUCAAUGACACAUCUGAAACGGGAAAAUGAUAUUGUUGUUUGGCUGUAGCACGUAGAAGCGAAGGCAAGUUUUAUGCGGUAGUCUGGUAGACCUCGCGUGAGGUGAAACAAUCUUUAGAGAAAAGCAUCACAUUUUGAUAACCAAAGUUUUGAUAUUCAUUGGAAAUGGUGCAAAUAAAAUGUUAAAACUUAAUUGGCGAUAUGCAUAAAGACUAGUAAAUGAUCAGUCUUUACUGAAAGUCCGAGUGUAAAUGUACAUGAAGUUUUCAGAAAACGCAUGUACUAGCUAGUCUUUAUUCAUAUCACCAAGAAUAAAUAUAUGAAUUAUUGAUAUCACCCAAUAUUUUAUUUGUAUCGUAUUCAUUUCUUUAUGAUGAGCUGUAAGAUAUUCUUUGCAGUGACUAUGUGACAUAAUACUGUGUUUGGUCGUCAGAGUCUCUAUAGUUGGAACAUAUACUGGGAUCAUAAGUGCAAGUGUGAGUUAGAUGGUUCGAUGUUCAGUGUCAAGUCUGGCGAAAGAUGCUUUGAAACAAAUGAUGUUUAUUUUUCUAUUAUAAUUAUUAUAGUAAUCGCUAUAUCGACCCUAUAGACAUGCAUAUGUAUCACAGCCGGAUUAUAGGAUACAUCUUUUAAUUUCUAGACUAUUCACCAAGGUAAAAAUGCAUCAUCAUUAAAGUGUCGCUGAAGUUUAUAAUGAAAGUAUAAAUAACCGUUUUUCAUCUAAUUCAAUUUCGUAAGUGCUAAGUGUUUAACCCACCGGAGAUGUAUCAUAGACACUUCACGGUUCCAAAUGAACCAAAGUAUCACAAUACAACAUCACAGUAUUUUUGAAUUAAAAUGUUUAGAUGUAAGAUAGUUUUGUGUCAGGCCUAGUCCAAGCUGAAGUUGAUGCCGUAGUUCAACAGCUCUAACAUCCAUGAUGUCAGGGGCCAUGUACAGCAUCAAAAGCAAUAAGUCAUGCUGUAUUUAAUAAUAUUUAAUCAGAGAAUAGUGCUGUUGUCUUAGAGUUUACAAUUGCCCCUCUUAUCAUGUUAUAGAAAAGUAAUAUAUAUCAGCCAUUUCACAUCAACGCAAUGAGUAAAGGCCUUUACUGCGAAAUCUAUCAAGAGCUGUACUAAAUUGGAGAUGGAAGUACAUGACAUGUCAAACUACGGCUUCUGGUGGAUCUAGUAGUAUAAGUGCCAACUCAGUCCUAUGAAUUAAACUGCUGUUGUAUGAUGUCGCCACGUCUACUGGUGAUCACUUCAGUUUUGCUGAGAGGGACAAGGCUUUCAUUUUUGUGACUACCACCUCGCGUCGUAUAUGAAUGGAUGAGGAUUGUUAUUCACUGGUCAGAACCAACCAAGAAAAUAAAACUGCAUAUAAUCUGA
Molecule: messenger RNA, 11232 nt
Organism: Lineus longissimus
Lineage: Eukaryota; Metazoa; Nemertea; Pilidiophora; Heteronemertea; Lineidae
Product: sodium/calcium exchanger 1-like
Exons: 9
Coding region: 442-3285 (947 amino acids)
Biological process (GO): sodium ion transmembrane transport; calcium ion import across plasma membrane; cell communication
Cellular component (GO): postsynapse; axon; sarcolemma
Molecular function (GO): calcium:sodium antiporter activity
Source: RefSeq, a predicted model, not a curated record